Caretta caretta (loggerhead turtle) is the source of this 1033-nucleotide messenger RNA. Its product is annotated as heat shock protein 30C-like. Gene Ontology annotation, cellular component: nucleus; cytoplasm. NCBI's taxonomy places the organism in Eukaryota, Metazoa, Chordata, Testudines, Cheloniidae. Gene Ontology annotation, biological process: response to heat; protein refolding. The record is from RefSeq and is a predicted model, not a curated record.
CGCUGGGGCCGCCGGAGCCAGGCAGGGAGCCCGGCAGAGGCGCUCCGGCGGCAGCGUCCCGGCAGCUGAGCUCGGCCCCGCGGCGCCCGGCCCCGGGCAGGAUGCUCCCGCUCCCAGUGUGGCUGUGGCGGAGCUGUAGCCCCGUGUCCAGCCUCGUGGGGCCGGGUCCCCCCAGCCUCUUGGGCCGGCUGGUGGGGGACAUGCCGACGCCCCUGGCGGAGAUGGAGCGAAUGAGACGCUCCCUCCUGCUGGCUUCUCCCCUUCUCCGCGGGGGAGGCCAGGGGAGGGCGACGCCAAGGCAGAGCGGCCGCUCGCUGGCCGAGGGUGCUGGGAAGGAGCCCGGGUCCCAGGCGCCGGGGAAGGAGAAGUACCAGCUCUCCAUGGACGUGAGCGGCUUCUCCCCAGCUGAGCUGACGGUGAGACUGGCCGGGAGGAAGCUGACGGUGACGGGGAAGCGGGAGAGGAAAAGGGAGUCGGAGGCUGGAGUCUGCUCCCACGAGUACAGAGAGAUCCGCCGAGAAACGCUCCUGCCGGAAGCCGUGAACGUGCAGGCCCUGCUCUGCUCCCUGUCCCAGGACGGGCAGCUCUGCAUCGAGGCGCCGCCUCUGGCCCUGCCAGCUGCCGAAGGGAGAGCCGUUCCCAUCAGCGUCUGCCAGGGCGUGAAGGCAGGAGAAGGGAACCUGGCCACGGAGGGAAAGGAGCCGGGGAGCAGCGAGGUGGAGACAGGAGGAGGGACUGAGGGGUCCAGCCCCAGAGAUUCCUGAAACCAGCCACCGACUCCAGUAGCCCUGGGACUCUGGUCCACUGAUUCCACUCAGCCCAGCUAGUGAGGCUGUUGUAAUUGAUGUGAAUACUUCUGAGCCUGUUCCUGGGCUUUGUCUCUACUCUGCUCACUAACAAUUUGUGUGUCUGAGGAAGGUGUCAGUUGCUCUGUGACUGCAUGCGGCUGUGGAGCACAGUUGGUGUUUAGAAUUUUUUACCUUGUUACUUUGAUAACUAAACUCUUUACUGUAAAUACAUGGUGGUGCCUGAA